Messenger RNA from Darwinula stevensoni, 1071 nucleotides. The record is from the annotation of a GenBank genome assembly. Lineage: Eukaryota; Metazoa; Arthropoda; Ostracoda; Podocopida; Darwinulidae.
AUGAAUAGCGCCCUGGCAUACCUUCAGCGAUACCGGGACAACCCGACCCACACGACAUAUGAAAUCCAGGAAAGGGAAGAAUUCCUCGCACCAAAACUCACGGUUUGCCAGUUUCCCGCGUGGAACACUCGAAAUCCCUAUAGGAACGAAGAGAGAGGGCCCUUAUCCUCGUUCAUGAAGAAGUUCGGCAUCGAAGCGGAGGACGUCGUCGCGACCUGCCUGCUAAAUCGACAAAGCUGCACGCCUGGAAAGACCAAGAGUAUUGGAAAUAUCAGCUCCGUCGUCGAUCUCCCGACUGCAAUGUGGACCCAAGGGAUCCAGUACUUCGACUGCGACCUAAUGAACAUCCGACGCUGCUUCACUCUUCACCCCAAACAUCCGCUGGGAGUCCUGGAUCACAUGUCCGGGUAUUUCUUGAACCUCAGCAUGGAGCCAGAGAUAGAGGCGUUGCACGGGAGCAAAUCACAAUGGGAGAUCUCGAUCCACAACGACCCCGACUGGGCAUCGGACCUGGAGGGGACCUCCACCGUCAUCAAGGUCUUGCCGAGGACCUCCAAUACCAUUUUUUUGUCCAUAAGGGAAAUGCUGUACGUGCCAACGUCGACUCAUCCUUGCGAAGAGGAUCCGUCCUAUAGUCGAGACCGGUGCUGGAGCGAUUGCGUGGCCAGGAAUCUGUCGCCGACUUGGGAUUGUCGGCUGAGCUGGAUGAACGUGUCGUUGCCGCUUUGCGAGACGGUGGAGGACAUUCAACGGUUCCUUCGGGAUGGCUACAAUCAGAUGAAUAAGGAACGCUUUUGGAAGUUGAACUGCAACUGCCCCCAGCCCUGCAAGAUGAUCCAGUUCACGACGCAGGCGAUGCCCCCCGAGCUCGGCGACUCCGGGAACCGAUCCGCCCUGGUCCACGUCUACUUCCCCUCGAGGGAGGUGGAGGUGCUGGUGGAGCACGAGUCCUACGAUCUGAACCAGAUGGUCGGGGAACUGGGCGGCUGCGUCGGAUUGUUCCUCGGCGUCUCGCUCGUCUCCGUUUACGAGAUCGUUGCCGGAUUCUUCUUCGGCCGCGUUUCUGCCUGA